AUGCAUCUAUUAAUGAAGGGCACCUAUCUCAAUACAUGUUACAAAUGCCAUUUCGGGGACAACUACACAGACCGUGCAGGUGCAGGGUCUACUAAGGGACUUCACUCUGGCCCUUGGACACUCAACCAAACACACAAAGCUGACCGACUUCUGGUCUCCACCCUUCGAGAACAGCAAAAUGGCACAGAUUGGCUGUUAAGAUCGAUUUGCGGGUUUGAAGGUUUACCCCAAGGCCUCAGGCAUCACAAGAGAAUGCAUCAAGUUGGUCAUAUGGCCCAAAUGGUCUACGAUGAUCAUUUAAUUUGGUUUUAA
Messenger RNA from Morchella importuna, 312 nucleotides. RefSeq lists its product as uncharacterized. NCBI's taxonomy places the organism in Eukaryota, Fungi, Ascomycota, Pezizomycetes, Pezizales, Morchellaceae. The transcript has 8 exons. The record is from RefSeq and is a predicted model, not a curated record. Bases 1 to 312 code for a protein of 103 amino acids.